Ectocarpus sp. CCAP 1310/34 is the source of this 2092-nucleotide messenger RNA. Lineage: Eukaryota; Phaeophyceae; Ectocarpales; Ectocarpaceae. The record is from the annotation of a GenBank genome assembly.
AUGGUGGGAGUUCUACGGGUGGUGUCAGCAGCUGGGGAUGCGUUGGUUGAUAUCCGGCCGGACUGGAAAAGCUUGGACGAUGCCUCCGGAGCUACCGUUGGGGCAGUCUUUCGAAGCAGCGAGGUUCUUCAAAUGUACCAUCUGCAGGCCACUGCUGAGCUUUACGAGCAAGGAGGGCUUAAUCACGACAUGUCGUUCUUCCUGACGGGUGUGGCAUAUUACAGCGUGGAGAGGCCCGACGUUAAGGUGUCGAUUGCCUACCACCCUACCAACAUGACGAUAUCCUUGCUGCCCGUUAUAUCGGAGGAUGGCCGGGAGUUGCGGUGGGACCAUCAGGCGGCGUCCGUGAGCUAUGUGAUGGGCGUUGAGCAGGCGUACUGGAAUGCCGGCUCGUAUAUGGGGGAGACAACAGGCGCGUUUUUCAGCUACGCUGUUGAGUUCAGCCUUGAGUACCACCGGCUGCACCCCCGGUACCAGCCGUUCAGCGUUUACGAGGACUACCCAGGCCGGGAAUUCUUGACCGCCAGCGGCUGCGACGAGUUCGUCUGGGCGCUCCUCUCCGCGGCGCAGACCAGGGGCGUGCGGCUCAUCCCGGCCCUGCUUCCCCAGAAGCACAAGAUCGUCAUCUAUUCGCACUCCAAGCCAGAGAUCAUCGUCUUCAGCGGGGACGGUAGUAGCGCCAGCGGGGGGGGUAAUGGGGACGCCGACGAGCCGGUGGAAGGUGGCGCGGUGCCGGGGGAGGCGGGGGGUGGCAGCAGCAGCAGCAGCAGCAGUAGCAACAGCAGCAGCGGUGGCGAGGUGGGGGCUUCGUCGUGGUCGUCGUCGUCGUUGCCGACUUCUUCGGGGGGCAGCGACGCCGCGCCGGUAAGAGAGGAGGAGGAAGGGCAUGCCAGCGGCAGCGGCAGCGGCAGCGGCAGCGGAAGCAGCAGCAGUAGCAUGAGUCCGAGCGUUGAUGAGACCCGCAACAACAGUAGUGUUAGCAGCAGUACUGGGCAGGAGGGGCAAGAGGAAGAUGGCAACGGUAGCAGCGCCGGUGGCGAAGAGCGGCAGCGGCUGCUGCGAGGAAGAACGCUUCUGUGGGGUUCGCCGGGCUCGGACUCCGCAGGCAACGCAGGAGAAGCCGGGGCUUUAGACCGAGAGGCGGGGGAGGUCGAAGAUGAGGGGACGGAAGAGCCCGGUGUAACCGGCGUCGACGAGGCGGAGGCAACCGGUGCGCCGCUGUCCACGGUUUCCCCGAUGGAAGCGGCGGUGCAGACGCGCGCCCCCGCAGCAGAGCCGACAGACGAGUGGCAGGAAGUGGUGGGGUAUUACCAGUCGCUGCAGUUGUGCCUGCAAGAGCGCAAGUUCAGCUUCGUCACGUCCUUGAAAGACUUUGUUCGGUACUUCGACUGCCUUGACGACGUGGCGUUUAUCGCAAUCGGUCCCCACGAGUACUACAAGGUGAAUAUCACAUCAACAAAGCUGGACCACAUAUCGCUGCCCGAGGAGCUGCCGGAAGUGAAACGGCGAUAUGAGAGCUUCACGGGAGUGGACACCGCGCUCGCGGUUUGGAUCUUGAUGAUCAUUGCGUGCGGUAUUCACGGAGUACUCUGGCAAGCGGCUGUGAUCCAGCACUGGCUCAAGUCGUACGGCAACGCGCAGGCUAGGUGGAGGACGAGCCCUCGGAAGGGUCGGAUGAUUCUGCGGAGCCCCAGAUGCCCCCGUCCCUCACCCGGAGGAUAACAACGGAGUACCUACGAGUGGGGCAGCUGCUUCUCGGCAAGGCCGAGGACGACUUUCUCGAGCUCUCUCCCUCCUCCGCUCCGGCCAAAGAUGCCUCUGAUGCUUGUUCUGGUGCUGCUGCGAGUGGGGGGGGUCCCGGCGACGCGGACUCUUCGGGGCGGGGCGGCAGCAACAGGCUGCCGCGGCGGCAAAGAUCGCCGAAGCGCGGCGGCGCUUUCCUCAACGGAGCCCCGCGAGAUCGCGACGGAGGGGGUGCUGGGGGCUCCAGGCGAAGGCAAGGGCCCGCCAGAGGAGGAGGAAGAGGCGCAGCAGAGGAGAAGGGUUUAGAGAUGCGGGACACAUCGGGACAGCCGAAAGGCGGACGGUGGGG